Anoplophora glabripennis (Asian longhorned beetle) is the source of this 1044-nucleotide messenger RNA. Its product is annotated as mid1-interacting protein 1-like. The coding region runs from base 131 to 829 and encodes 232 amino acids. Gene Ontology annotation, biological process: regulation of lipid biosynthetic process. The record is from RefSeq and is a predicted model, not a curated record. Gene Ontology annotation, cellular component: cytosol. The transcript is spliced from 2 exons. NCBI's taxonomy places the organism in Eukaryota, Metazoa, Arthropoda, Insecta, Coleoptera, Cerambycidae.
UAAAAUUAAAGAGAACAAAUUAUAAUUUCUAACUCGCAUUCGGGGACUGAGUGUUUGUAUUUGCACAAGGCUGUGGCUGUUAUUUUAUUUAUUAAGAAAUUUCGGUGUUGUGAACUAAUUUUCCAAGCGAAUGGAUCUAGCGUUGAGUGAUACUUUAACAAACAUGAAUAGUUAUCCAGAAAAUAUAACAACAAGCCUAGAAAACAGCAGAAAUUGUCUUCGUCGCAUAGCCCGCAACGAUGACACAGAAUUUUCCCAUCAAAGUAUUUUAAAUGUGAUGGAAAAAUUCGUUAAGACUGUCAAUCAGAUGGAUGAAACAAUCUUGGUGCCUUGUCGUUUGAUGGACCAAAAGGUUGGGGAUGAACACGAUCCAGCUUGUAUCCGAUAUUCAAAAAUAAAACCUCCACAGUCAGUCCAUGAACUGUUCAGUUCCACUGAUCUAUUUGAAAUUUAUAAUAUGUUAAAUGGAGUUAAGGAUGGACUUUUGUGGGGCCAAACACAGGACCAACAAGGAACAGUUUCAACUGUUCCAAAAAUGAUCCUUACAACUUCGUUAACCAAAGGUCACUUUCGGAGGCCGUCAACAGUCAGUGUUACUUCUACCAAUUCUUCAAGUUCAACUAUGAGUGAUACUGAUUCCGAAUCUGGUAGUAAUGAAAACGACUCUGGCAUUGAAGAACCUUCUGUACAAGAAGAAGGCAAGGUGGAUCGUGUCGCUCAUAACUUCAGAACACAUCUUCAUGGGCUGACCAGCUCACUUCGACAAAUGACUGAAGCUGCACAGUACCUGACUUGGCGUUACCAAUAUGACAUUGGUGGCCCAGUUUAGAUAAUAUAGAUAAUCUAGGUCAAUGGAUAACAAAAUCGGAUGUGCCUGUGCGAAAGAGAGUGUGUUAUGGGUUUUUGCAAAGAGAUGCAUGGCCUAUUUAUAUAUAAAUUAGAUUACCUAUUUUUGCUCAUCAAAUUAUCAUUAUAUUUAUUUUAGUUGUAGUGUCAUUAUUUACCUCUAUUUGUUAAUUUAUAAAUAAAGUAUUAAACAUUUAA